Molecule: messenger RNA, 720 nt
Organism: Cooperia oncophora
Lineage: Eukaryota; Metazoa; Nematoda; Chromadorea; Rhabditida; Trichostrongylidae
Source: the annotation of a GenBank genome assembly
AUGGGUAUAGCGACUUUGUGCAAAGCGGAAGAUCUCGUUGCAAUGGGAUGUAGUCGCGACCCCACGUUGCCAUUUUGCAAAGAUCACGUCCCCAGAACCAGAGAGACACGUGACUCGGAAAUCACGGAAAAAGACAAGAUCGCUUGUGCAGAACUGCGGCAUGAGUACGUAAAAGUGUGUGCCUUAUCUGGUCAGCAUAAGAUCGACAAGAAAGAAGAUGAAUUUUGUCAAGCGUUCGAGAACAUUUGCUUCCGUAUUUCGAAAGAAGACCCCGAUCAGUCUACCGCACCUACAGUACCGACAGCUCUGAUAAGGGAACUGAAACCGAUCAAUGAUGCCUCAGACGAGGGCGAAGAAAGAACAACCACGAGACAGCCCGAGAGGGGAAAAAGAAGAAGCGGAUCGAUUUUUACGAAGUUUUGCAAAGAAUUCAAGAAUCGAUAUCUAUUUGUGUGUCCCGAUCCUUUCCGAUUCGGUCAAAAGGCAGUAGUAUUCUGUCCAAUCUACUCUGAAAGAUGUCAUGUACCACUUCCUGAUCGACCUGUACUGCCAACGCGGAAACCACCGACUGGACGUAGAAGCAAUUAUGUUGAAAGGAUAUGUCGAAGUUACCGAGGAUUUGCCGAAACUUACUGCAGCAAUCCGUUCACCCUCAGUCAACCGCAAUAUCGUGAAGGAUGCGAGAAGUAUUGGCGAUUCUGCACGCGGCGAAACGGUUAA